Molecule: messenger RNA, 3928 nt
Organism: Bombina bombina (fire-bellied toad)
Lineage: Eukaryota; Metazoa; Chordata; Amphibia; Anura; Bombinatoridae
Gene: SNX27
Product: sorting nexin 27
Exons: 13
Coding region: 82-1725 (547 amino acids)
Biological process (GO): signal transduction; intracellular protein transport
Cellular component (GO): early endosome
Molecular function (GO): phosphatidylinositol-3-phosphate binding; protein binding
Source: RefSeq, a predicted model, not a curated record
UCCGGACCACAUCUCCCAACAUGCCCUGCGGGUGACGGUCCCGUGACCCGGUUGCCUCGCUCCUCCCGGGUUGUGGUAAAGAUGGCUGACGAGGACGGGGACGGGAUCAUCUCAAGCCAACGGAACGGGGGCGGGGGGUUCAGUAUUGUUGGUGGUCCGAGAGUAGUGCGGAUAGUCAAAUCCGAAUCUGGUUACGGGUUUAACGUGCGCGGCCAAGUGAGCGAAGGCGGUCAGCUGCGGAGCAUCAACGGGGAGCUGUAUGCGCCGCUCCAACAUGUCAGUGCAGUGCUGCCCGGGGGAGCCGCUGACAGGGCAGGGAUCCGUAAGGGAGACCGCAUCCUAGAGGUGAACGGUGUGAAUGUGGAAGGAGCCACACACAAGCAAGUAGUGGAUUUGAUCCGUGCCGGAGAGAAGGAGCUGGUACUAACUGUAUUGUCUGUUCCACCACAUGAGGCAGAUAGUCUGGACCCUAGUGACGACUCCUCUGGACAGUCAUUCUAUGACUACACAGAAAAACAAGCUGUCCCCAUCUCUAUCCCUACAUACAAACACGUGGAACAGAACAGCGAAAAAUUUGUGGUUUACAAUGUAUACAUGGCUGGGAGACAACUUUGCUCCAAACGUUAUCGAGAAUUUGCCAUCCUUAACCAGAACCUGAAACGUGAAUUUGCUAAUUUUACCUUCCCUCGGCUACCAGGCAAGUGGCCGUUCUCCUUGUCUGAGCAGCAGCUGGAUGCAAGGAGGAGGGGAUUGGAAGAAUACCUGGAGAAAGUUUGUUCCAUUCGAGUAAUUGGAGAAAGUGACAUCAUGCAGGAAUUUCUUUCCGAGUCGGAUGAGAAUUACAAUGGAGUGUCCGAUGUAGAGCUUCGUGUUGCAUUACCUGACAAAACUACCGUGACGGUCCGUGUGAAGAAGAACAGCACCACUGACCAGGUGUACCAGGCUCUUGCUUCAAAGAUUGGGAUGGAUGGAAUCACAGCCAACUACUUUGCUUUGUUCGAGGUCAUUAACCACUCCUUCGUCAGAAAGCUGGCACCCAACGAAUUCCCACACAAACUAUAUGUACAGAACUACACCUCGGCCAUCCCUGGAACCUGCUUAACCAUCAGAAAAUGGCUUUUCACUACUGCUGAAGAAGCUCUUCUUAAGGACAAUGACCUUGCUGUCUCAUACUUUUUUCACCAGGCAGUGGAUGAUGUAAAGAAAGGCUACAUCAAAGCUGAAGACAAGUCCUACCAGCUUCAGAAACUCUGUGAGCAACGGAAGAUGCUAAUGUACCUAAAUAUGCUGCGGGGCUGUGAAGGCUACAAUGAAAUUAUGUUCCCUCACUGCUCCUGUGACUCCCGCCGGAAGGGACAUGUAAUUACCGCCAUUAGUAUCAAACACUUCAAACUGCUAGCCUGCACGGAGGAAGGGCAGCUGGAGAACCAAGUGAUUGCCUUUGAGUGGGAUGAGAUGCAACGGUGGGACACUGAUGAGGAGGGAAUGGCAUUCUGCUUUGAGUAUGCCCGGGGGGAAAAAAAACCUCGAUGGGUGAAAAUCUUCACUCCUUAUUUUAAUUACAUGCAUGAAUGCUUUGAGCGGGUAUUCUGUGAGCUGAAAUGGAGAAAAGAGGUGGAAGAGGAAGCAACAGAUAAGGACAACAAAAACUGCAGUAGUGACAGUACAUGCAGCAAGAACAUAUUUCAGAUCGUGAGAUUACAGCAGAAAGAUACUAGCACUUAGUAUCCUCAUUCCCCUGGUGUCUGAACAGAGAUUUAUCGACACUUAGCUCACCUGAGAUCCGUAACAGAAAUCACGUGAUGAACCAUCCUUUCAUUUGGAAGAAAAGGCCGACUGGCUUAGCUCCUUUUUGCACUGGGUCUACGGUGCACUGUACAGUACAUGCUGGAGUUAAGCUUCUCACUCCUUCCAUACAGACUCAUUUACAUGUAAUUUAAACAUCUCCUAAGCAGCAGCUUUGUCAUAGACCCAUUUGUAAUUUCCCUUUUGCUAUUAGUCUGUCUCAGCCCUAACAAUGUUCUCCAACUCUUCUGUUUCAUCUAACACUACUACUUGGUUACACUGAACUUCAUGAGUUUGGUUCUCAACUUUUGAAGUUGAGGACAUGUUUUCAGCCUGAACAGAAGAUCCACAAAAAGGAUUUGAUAUGGUAGUGUUUGCCAAUAAUUGUUUGAAAUCUUCUUAACACAAUGUAUGAUUUAAUGGACUGAUGCAGGACCCAUCUUCACAUUUGCACACCUCAUUGAUGGAACCCGCAACUGAAACGUAAAAAGAAUUGGGACAGAUUUAGGCAUUGCUUUUUGGGACUUAAUUACAGAAACCUAGAAGGGUUUACAUUUCACCUGAAUAUAUAUAUAUUUUUGCCCCUCAACAAAAAAGCCGCAAGACUACCUGAGAGCACAGAGUCAGGGCUGUAGUGUAUGUUCUGCUCUUUCUUGCACAUGCACCUGUAUAUAAGGAAAAAAUCAUCAUUUUUACAUUUCAUAUUGAACUAGGAAUUGAUGAGCAGGUGUUUACUCACCCUUUUUUUGCCUGUGCAGUAUAUAUACCUCUCCUUCAGUAAGGAUUUCAGUAUUCAGUCUGCUCCUAGUCGGCAGUCUCUAAGAUUUUUAUCUUUUUGGGGGGAGUUUGGUUUGCUCUUUCUAGCUGCAUCCAAUUCUUAUUUAGGAUAUUAACCUUUUUAAUGCAGGCUCCUUUUGCUAGUAAAAGGGUAAAUUCUGUUUAGCAGUUACUGGAGUCUUGUGGGGGAUAAAGGAACUUUAAUCUGGACAAAAAAACACUUUAUCUUUAUAACUUUGUUUCUGUGAACUUCAACGAUUGUCAGUCAAGGAUGGCAGCGGAGCACUUGAUUCGUGUAAACUUCAGGAAGGUGCAGUGAAUAGGACAAGCGUGUAGUAUGUGCAUGUAAAGCAACUUUUUUUAACUGUAAAUAUGAUCAUGCUGCAGUAAAGGUAAUGAAAAGUGACAAAGCAACUUAUGAGAUUGUUCCUGUUUUUGUUUCCCCCUCCCCCGAGCCUUUAACAUCAAUGUACUCAAUGUUCUGCAGUGCUCACAAAAGAGCGGCAAUCAUUUAAUUAAACAGGUAAAUAAAGUUUUGACAUUUGAAACUAGCAGGAAAUGCAUGUUUGUACACAACUGAUACUACUGUAUUAAUACCAGCUGGCUAAUAGGGACAACUCCACACCCUUGAGCCCGACAAUUUUUGUUUUUAUAAUAGAAACGUACUUUUUUCCAAAAUCAAAAUACUUAAUAGAUUUUGAAAUACCACAACUUAAAUGAACCAAAUAAUAUACGAUGUACGAGCAUGAUGUUUUUUUAAGGACCGCUCUGCUUUAGUUCAGAGAGUAAUUUUAUGCAGAGCCAACUGUUUUUCAGGAGUAUACCCCAAGCAAUGGAUAGGAUGUCUCUGGAUUAAAGUGUCUAUUCUGAUUAACUUAUACAGCAGCGUGUUCCUUUCUGGUGGAUAUUGGCAUUCUUUCUCUGGUCUACAAACCCAAAACACAAAUGUAACACACCACAGCAAUAACAAAACUGGCAGGAACCUGAAGUAUUGAACUGAAUGACUUGGGCCUGCAGUAUGUUUAGUAGCACUGGAGAUCCUGUUCCUGAAAUGUCCUCUGUCACUUCCCUCCCUACCCCACUCCUCUCAUUCUCCACCACAAUAUUUUUACUCACCUUUGUGUGUCAGUUUUAAUUUAUUUUUCAAGAAAUCUAACCAUUAUUUUUUUUUGACAGUAUAUUUUUAUUUGUGAUUUGAAGAAUAUAAAGAGAGUUUAAUAAGCAAGAGAGAUUCCAGCUGAAUUGUCAGUGUUUUAAUUUCAUGUUGUAGAGCUAACCACUCUAAUGUUGUUUGGUAAAAGUCGCCUUAGUGUAAUUAAUUGUAUCAUAUUCUUUUAAAUAAAUCAAUUUAUUGAUGAGACUAAAA